Jatropha curcas is the source of this 1981-nucleotide messenger RNA. Its product is annotated as CASP-like protein 5A1. NCBI's taxonomy places the organism in Eukaryota, Viridiplantae, Streptophyta, Magnoliopsida, Malpighiales, Euphorbiaceae. The record is from RefSeq and is a predicted model, not a curated record. Gene Ontology annotation, cellular component: membrane.
UUGGAGGAGAGUGAAGGAGACAAAUUCAGUGCCUCUAAACACUCACUCAAAAGCAAAAGAGAAAAGGCAAAUCACGAUUGAAUUGAAUCAUCAAUUUCAAGAAAACCCAUUAUUGAUCAUCGAUCCUAUGACCGGACAAUAAAGCAUUCGAGGUCAUAAGCAAUGAACGGGAGCCGGCCAACGGUGCAUCCAGUGGAGGCGCCACCAUUGACCAAUGGGAAUCAGAACGGACCGAGGAUGAGGAUGAAGGAUGUUCAAGGCAUGCCUGGGACCCCUGGCGGUCUCGCUCUUCGUGUUACUCAGUUUGUAUUUGGUCUCAUCUCUCUUUGUGUCAUGGCCACCACCAGCGAUUUCCGGUCUGUGACGGCGUUUUGUUACCUAGUGAUUGCUGUCAGCUUGCAAAUAUUGUGGAGCUUCUCGGUGGCUAUUGUUGAUGUUUAUGCCCUUUUGGUGAAAAGAAGUCUCAGAAAACGCAUAAUUGUUCGUCUUUUUGCAAUCGGGGAUGGGAUUACAUCCACCCUCACAUUUGCAGCUGCUAGUGCAUCUGCUGGCAUCACAGUUCUUAUUGGCAAUGAUCUUAACAAGUGUUCUAUAAAUCACUGCAGUAGGUUUGAAACUGCUACAGCCAUGGCAUUUAUCAGUUGGUUUGCCAUGACACCAUCUUUUCUAAUGAAUUUUUGGUCUUUGGCUUCCCAGUAAGAACUGGAUAUGCGGAAUCUUUACAUACGCUGUGUUUUUUUGCGGUCCUUUUCUUGAUGAUUUUCAGUGGAGAGAUUUCCAAUUGCAAAUAGUUUUGUAGAUGGACAGAUACAGUUUGGUCUGCUUAGUUCAAUUUUGAAAUCAUCAAUUGCAAUAUAGUACUUUUUAUUGCUAGUAAUAUAUAAAACUGGAUUACUUGCAAAGUAGCAUAACUAUUGUGUCUAUCGCCAACACCCACCCUCCUUUCUCUCUCUCCUCCUCCUCCUUACAAUGGCUUUGAGAAGCUGAUGAAAUCUAAGCAGAGUUUACAUGCAAAUGGAAGCCAAGAACUCUAGUGCUAGAGGUGCUUGAUUUCAGACUCCUAUUAUAAGAAUGUGAUAAAUUUUAUUUUCAGUUACAGUUUGAUUAUAAUUGACACUUGAAAUGUGUAUCUUUAUGUUUUAUAAUCUUUUCGGAGUCGGUCAAGGGCCAAGAAGCAACAUGUGUUACAUGCAUAGGGGUUGCAGAUAUAAUGUGAUACCAGUGUUUCUUAUUUAUGUACCAUAAAUAUAACACUCAACUAAUUUGGCAAUAGUUUUAUCCUCUUGACUAUUUUUAGGAAUAUUUAUCAUAGUUUCUGAUCACAAGGAUUGUGUUUCGUAUGCGUAAUAGAGAAGAGACGGAUAUGCAAGAUAAAAGUCUUUAUCCUCUUUUUAUUGUUUGUUAAGAAGGCAAAUGGUAACGGCCAAUUUGAGAUUUCUUAAUGCCAAGUCAUCUCCUCCUGUGUUAUUACUAUAUAUUAAGCUUGACCUGUUGAGCUUUUUGAGAGUGACGGACAAGAGAGGAUUUAAUUAUGUCAAGAAGAGAAGAAGAAGAAGAAGAAAAACAAGAAGAUGAAAGGAGAUUGUAUCAAUGCGCGAGGAAGUAUGAAAAGAUUAUAAAACAGUUUGACGAGUUGAUUGAGAUGAUGAACAACAAACCCCGACUGCCAAAACGAAGAAAACUGUCUUCUAGUUGCAGAGGAAGCAGCAAUGCUACUGUCUGUUUGUCAGCAUCCUCAAGUCAACCAGACAACAAUAAAGUAAUUGUGCAGACAAUGAAACAAUUUCUCCAUGACUUGGAAAUGGAAGCCAAAACAGAUUCUGAUUUCUCAGUCACCAGGGAAACAUAAUAGCUCCCUUUCUAUUUGAUUCCACCUUCUAAUUGUUUUCAACUGGUUCGCCAGAUUAUCAAAUGAGCCUGUUUACAUGUUUAAUAAUAAGAUGUUGCAAAUGAACAACCAUGCAGAACUUUUCUGAUUCCA